Messenger RNA from Amyelois transitella, 990 nucleotides. Its product is annotated as beta-1,3-galactosyltransferase 5-like. The transcript has 3 exons. NCBI's taxonomy places the organism in Eukaryota, Metazoa, Arthropoda, Insecta, Lepidoptera, Pyralidae. Gene Ontology annotation, cellular component: membrane. Gene Ontology annotation, molecular function: hexosyltransferase activity. Bases 1 to 990 code for a protein of 329 amino acids. The record is from RefSeq and is a predicted model, not a curated record.
AUGAAACCAAUGCAAAACUUAUUGACUUUGCUUAUAUAUUUUUCAUCAAUCUCCAAAAGUCAGUCAAAGCAGAAAUCGCCGAUCAAUCAGUUCUUUUUGCUCGGACCAGUUCAAAAUCCGAUACUGCCUUUGGACGACUUGUAUCAGCAGCUGACAGAUUUGAACAAUUUCAAAUUUCUAGAGAGCCCUCCAAUAUGCAACAACGUGACUCAAUCGCUUCUAGUGAUAAUUGUGCCUUCGAAAUGGAGUUAUUUCGAAAAACGCAUGGUGAUACGUAAGUCAUGGGGCCGCCCAGUGACGUGGACUAGAGUUUUAUACCUUAUCGGCGAGCCUGAUCCCUGGACUAUGUCAUUCCAUGAUGUCCACAGAGAGGCAAUGGUGUAUGGUGAUAUAAUAAUGGGGAACUUCGUUGAUAGUUACGGAAAUUUGACUUAUAAGCACGUCAUGGGUUUGAAGUGGGUAUCGCAUCAUUGCAGUACAGCGAAAUAUGUUUUGAAGGUAGAUGAUGAUGUUAUAGUUGACUUGGAUAUGGUAAGACAGUUUCUGGUUCAGACCCUGUCUCCCUGGGGAGCGAGAGAGCUCAUCGCCUGCAAUCGUGUUGAAGAUGCGCCCGUUCCUCGCUCGAAUGAAGCUGUUAUGUUUCGGGAUAAAAAUCAUUUUGUGUCCUAUGAAGAGUAUCCAAAUGAGUAUUACCCUUUGUUUUGUUUUGGUUGGGUCAUCCUAUACUCUCAAGAUUCAGUUCGAUCUCUGCUCAAAGCGUCAAGGUCUGCGCCAUUUUUGUGGGUCGACGAUGUUUUCGUGACAGGAGUUUGUGCCCAGCAGGCGUCAUUAAUACCCACACCCCUUGACGUUCUUAUAUUAUCUUGGAAACUAGAAUUCAUGCGAGAGCCUCUGAGUGGAAGACGUGUUGACAUGUAUAAUGAUUUGAUCCUAUUUCGACUCAAGCAUGACUGGUCUCAACACGAAGCAUCAGGACUUUAUGGGAAUUAA